AUGUCAUUGGAAGAAAAAAAUAUUAGUUUUUCUAGUGAUGCAUGUGAUAAAAAUUUAAGUGAGGAUAAAGGUGGAAAUACAAUAGAUUUGAAUGAGAGUGUAUCAACACCUACAAUUGAAAUGAAUUUUGAUUUAUUGGAUGCCUUGUUUUUGCAUUACAAAUUAUAUGGAAAACAAGAAGGUUUUGGUGUUAAGAAGAAAACAAGUCGUAAUUCACCAAAUAGAAACAUGAAAUUUGUUUGCUUUUCAUGUUCUCGAGCUAGGAAAUCACAACCCACAAAACAAAAUCCUCUUAUUCCUAAUCCACAGACGAAAACAAAUUGCAAAGCAAGAAUUAAUGCUACUGUAUUUGGAGAUGGAAAAUGCAAGAUAAAUUAUGUUGUGCUUGAGGAUAAUCAUUGUCUAAGUCCACAUAAAUCACGAUUCUACACUUGCAAUAGAGAAAUAGGCAUUUGGGCACAAAGAAAGUUCGAACUAAAUGAUAGUGCUGGUGUUAGUAUGGCAAAAAAAUUUCAAACACUUGUAGUGGAAGCUGGUGGUCAUGAUAAAGUUCCAUUCUUAGAAAAAGAUUGUAGAAAUUUUGUUGAUAAAGCUAAGCAUUUACGCUUAGGAAUUGGAGAUGCUAAAGCAAUCCAUGAUUAUUUCAUGAGUAUGCAAGCUAUGGCUUCUUUUACAUGA
Molecule: messenger RNA, 678 nt
Organism: Humulus lupulus (European hop)
Lineage: Eukaryota; Viridiplantae; Streptophyta; Magnoliopsida; Rosales; Cannabaceae
Product: putative protein FAR1-RELATED SEQUENCE 10
Exons: 1
Coding region: 1-678 (225 amino acids)
Source: RefSeq, a predicted model, not a curated record